Molecule: messenger RNA, 2212 nt
Organism: Budorcas taxicolor (takin)
Lineage: Eukaryota; Metazoa; Chordata; Mammalia; Artiodactyla; Bovidae
Gene: TTC4
Product: tetratricopeptide repeat domain 4
Exons: 10
Coding region: 37-1203 (388 amino acids)
Molecular function (GO): Hsp90 protein binding
Source: RefSeq, a predicted model, not a curated record
GGCGCCUGGUCGGUGGCUGGAUCACCAGGAGCAGCCAUGGAGCCGCAGGAUCCGGGCACCACUUUUGACGACGGCAUGGACUCAUUCGUGGAAAAGUUCCAGAGUCAGCCUUACCGUGGCGGCUUCCACGAGAGCCAGUGGGAGGAGGAAUUUGAAAAGAUUCCUCUGUUUAUGAAGAACUCACCAUCAGAAAUUGAUCCCCUGGAGAAUCCUGACUUGGCCUGCCUGCAGUCAAUUAUUUUUGAUGAAGAGCGAUCUCCAGAAGAUCAGGCCAGGACUUACAAAGACGAGGGCAAUGAUUACUUUAAAGAAAAAGACUACAAGAAAGCUGUUAUUUCAUACACUGAAGGAUUAAAGAAGAAAUGUGCAGACCCUGAUUUGAAUGCUAUUCUUUAUACCAAUCGGGCAGCAGCACAAUACUAUCUAGGUAAUUUUCGUUCUUCUCUCAAUGAUGUGAUGGCUGCCAGAAAGCUAAAACCCUGCCACCUCAAAGCAAUAAUAAGAGGUGCCUCUUGCCAUUUGGAACUGAAAAACUAUGUCGAGGCUGUGAACUGGUGCGAUGAGGGGCUGCAGAUAGAUGCCACAGAGAAGAAGCUUCUGGACCUGAGGGCUAAAGCAGACAAGUUGAAGCGAACUGAACAGAGGGAUAUAAGGAAAGCAAAGCUGAAAGAAAAGAAGAAGCAGGAUCAGAAUGAGGCUUUACUCCAGGCCAUCAAGGCUAGGAACAUCAGGCUAGUCGCUGAAGCUGCUGGAGAGGAUGAAGACUCAGCCUCAGAAGGUCUCAGUGAGCUCGUCCUGUAUGGGCUCAGCUCUGAGAACCCCUGUGGAGCCAGGCUGAGUGUGGAUGACCAGGGAAGACUGAGCUGGCCUGUGCUGUUUCUGUACCCGGAGUAUGCCCAGUCGGACUUGGUCUCUGCUUUUCACGAGGAUUCCAGGUUUAUUGAUCAUCUAAUGGUGAUGUUUGGUGAAACACCCUCUUGGGAUUUAGAGCAAAAAUACUGCCCUGAUAAUUUAGAGGUCUACUUUGAGGAUGAGGACAGGGAGGAGCUGUACUGCGUGCCUCCCAGUAGCACCCUGCUGCAGGUGCUGCAGCACCCCAGGUACUUUGUAAAAGCCCUGACACCGACAUUUUUGGUCUGUGUAGGAUCCUCUGGUUUUUGUAGGAAUUAUCUCCGGGGGAAAAAGGUGCACCAGGUAAAGUGACUGGGCCAUGCUGUGGGAGCCAGGCUCCCUGGGCCUCCUCCCUCCCCCACCUCAGCCUGGAGUUAAGCAUACUUGAAUCAGCAAGAUCUACUCUUCGAACCCAGCACUUUAUUCCUGUCACCCCAGGGGCAGGCCUUCCCUGCAUCAUGGUUGGGGAGGAGCUGCUGCCUUCUUGAACUUCGGCCUCUCGGGUCAGACCGCCGAGCUCUAGCAGGCCUUCACUUUGCUCUCUUGCUGCUGAGCUCUGUGCCUUGCUUAUGACCUGCUUGGACUCACUGUGAGUUGUGUUAACACCACCCUCCAGCUCUGACCUGAAGAUUCAUGAUCCAGUGACAUGGUUCUGCAGCUGUGUGCCUCACACUGCACACAUACACAGCCACACGUGUGACUGUAAGGUGUUAAUACCGAGAAGUCCUUCAUGAACACAGAGGCCUGCUCUGUUGGGAUCCUGUAGAUGCCUUGGGGUGAGAUGGGGCCAGGGAAGCCAGGUCCUAAUUCUCCAUCUUUUAUGAAGAGUUGCAAAUUGAGGCUUCUCUAGAACCCCUAAAAAGUUUGCCAUGUUUCCUGAUCUUUGCAGUAUGGAUACCUGUGACAUACUUAGACAGUAUAUCAGUUUUUAUAUUUAGAAUUUUAUGCCUUUUAAUCUGGAAAAUCUUUUUGCACGUUGAGUCACUGUCAUCUGUUGUAUUUUUGUCUACAGCUAUUUGCUUCCUCCUUCCUAGAGGAUUUUAUAUGUCCUGUCCUUGCAUUGCCCACCCUUUCCCCCAGUGACGAGGGUGCGUCCCUUCUCCUGAUGCAAAGGGAUGUGAGUGGACAUGUUCAGGCAGAGCUUGCAGGGUAUGGUGCGGUGGAUCAUGCUCUUCCCUCUGCCUGGGAGUGUAUUUCCCAGGGUGGGGCUGUUCCUUCAGCUGGAUGCUAAAACACGUGGAGCAGAGCUGAAGCAGCUGGCCUGCAGCCAUUGACUGUGACAUGAAUGAGAAAUAAAUAUUUGUUGUAGUAUUAAUAAUAA